Molecule: messenger RNA, 3269 nt
Organism: Anolis carolinensis (green anole)
Lineage: Eukaryota; Metazoa; Chordata; Lepidosauria; Squamata; Anolidae
Product: zinc finger protein 135-like
Exons: 3
Coding region: 1010-2323 (437 amino acids)
Biological process (GO): regulation of DNA-templated transcription
Molecular function (GO): DNA-binding transcription factor activity, RNA polymerase II-specific; RNA polymerase II cis-regulatory region sequence-specific DNA binding
Source: RefSeq, a predicted model, not a curated record
AGACCUCACCACUUCUGAGGAUGCUUUCCAUAGAUGUGGGCGAAACGUCAGGAGAGAAUGCUUCUGGAACAUGGGCAGGCAGCCGGAAAACUCAUCGCAACCGAAUGAUGCCAUUUGUUUCUAUGAGGGUUUCUUAAGCAUUGCCCAUCAGAGAGUAGUAGCAUCCCUCUCUGAGGUUCCCCCCAACCCUGGCUGAGUCCCUGCCCUCCCUUUGGCUUCUCUGGCACCCCCGAGCAGGGCCAGCCCCCCCUCCCUCCCCCCCUCCCUCUCCCUCCCUCUACGUGGAGUUCCCCACCAGGCCUGUCCCUGCCAGGGACCCCCAGGCCGAGGGAGGCGGGGAGGGGGCUCUUCGGGAGGAACAGCCUCGUGGGGGUCCUUCCCGCAGUGCUGCUCCUUUAAGGCCAAGCCCCGCCUCUCUUUGGGCGCCUGCCUCCGCCCCCAGGGUGACGUCACGGCAAGGCCAGCCCCGCCCCGAUCCCUUGGAAACAGGCAGGCAGAGGGGAGGGGGGCCUCCGCGGGCGGAAGUGAGGGGGCGCUUCCGGUUGGGCCCAGCCGAGGGAGAGGCGCCAACUCUUCGCGUGUUCCUCGGGAGCCUCGCGCGGACUCAGAACCCGGACCCUUCCCCCGGCAGAGAAGGCUGUCCUGCGGAAGGAGGGAGGCUGCAGGGUGGGAGUGGCAGAAGAGGCUCCAGGCUGAAGUGGAAAAGAACCUGCAGGUGCAGAAAGGUAACUUCUGAACAAGUUCUGCGAAGAUCACCUUGUGAGAGCUUUGCCCGAGGAGUGCUGUAAGUCUAAAGUAACUUCAAGAUACAAAGCAAUGACAAGAAGAAAAAAUAAGUAGUAGAAAAAUAUAUUUCAAGCUGUGUAAUUAAGGGGGGAAAUAAGAUUGUGCUGAAGAAAGAGACGCUUGCUGAAAGUGAGCAGAAGGUAAAGUAAUACAAAGACUGUGCUGUUCGGGAGGUUAUAUCUGUGAACCCCUGGCAUGAUAUUUGAAUUAUAAUUGUAAAAGAAUGUCAAGUCCUUCACCACCCUAUCCUAGAUCACACACAGGGGAGAAGUUACAUCAGUGUAUGGAAUGUGGGAAACAAUUUGAUAGGAAACAUUCUCUUACUGUUCAUGAACGGACGCACACAGGGGAGAAGCCCUAUAAAUGCAUAGAAUGUGGAGAAAGCUUCAGUUGGAAUGGCAGUCUACGUUCCCAUCAAAGGACCCAUACAGGGGAGAAGCCAUAUAAAUGUAUGAAAUGUGGAGAAAGCUUCAGUCAGAGUGGCAGUCUACGUUCCCAUCAAAGGACCCAUACAGGGGAGAAGCCAUAUAAAUGCAUGGAAUGUGGAGAAAGCUUCAGUCAGAGUGGCAGUCUACGUUCCCAUCAAAGGACCCAUACAGGGGAGAAGCCAUAUAAAUGUAUGGAAUGUGGAAAAAACUUCAGUCGGAGUGGCAGUCUACGUUCCCAUCAAAGGACACACACAGGGGAGAAGCCAUAUAAGUGCAUAGAAUGUGGAGAAAGCUUUAUUCAGAGUGACCAUCUACGUUCCCAUCAAAGGACCCACACAGGGGAGAAGCCACAUAAAUGCAUAGAAUGUGGAGAAAGCUUCAGUCGGAGUGACAGUCUACGUUCCCAUAAAAGGACCCACACAGGGGAGAAGCCCUAUAAAUGUAUAGAAUGUGGAGAAAGCUUCAGUCGGAGUGGCAGCCUACGUUCCCAUCGAAGGACCCACACAAGGGAGAAGCCAUAUAAAUGCAUGGAAUGUGGAGAAAACUUCAGUUGGAGUAGCAGUCUACAUUCCCAUCAAAGGACCCACACAGGGGAGAAGCCCUAUAAAUGCAUAGAAUGUGGAGAAAGCUUCAGUCGGAGUGACAGUCUACGUUCCCAUCAAAGGACCCACACAGGAGAGAAGCCACAUAAAUGCAUGGAAUGUGGAAAGAGCUUCAAUCAGAGUGGCAGUCUACGUUCCCAUCAAAGGACCCACACAGGGGAGAAGCCACAUAAAUGCAUGGAAUGUGGAAAAAGCUUCAGACAGAGUUGCAAUCUGCGUACCCAUCAAAGGAAGCACACAGGAGAGAAGCCACAUAAAUGCAUGGAAUGUGGAAAAAGCUUCAGACAGAGUUGCAAUCUGCGUACCCAUCAAAGGAAGCACACAGGGGAGAAGCCAUAUAAAUGCAUGGAAUGUGGGAAGAGCUUCAGUCACAGUGGCAAUCUACGUUCCCAUCAAAGGACCCACACAGGGGAGAAGCCACAUAAAUGCAUGGAAUGUGGAAUGUGCUUCAGUCACAGUAAAAGUCUGCAUAUCCAUCAAAAGACCCAUACAGAGGAGAAACCAUAGAAAUGCAUAAAAUGUGGAGAAAUUUUCAGUCAGAGUUAACAAUAUGCAUUCCUAUCAAAGGACCCAAAUAGGGAAGAAUCCAUAUACAUUCAUGGAAUGGGGAAAGCGUCUCAGUCACAGUGGAAUCCGCAUUCCCAUCAAAGUUCGACAGGGACAAAUGCAAGAUACUUCACUUUGGCAGAAAAAACAGAAUGCAAAGAUACAGAAUGGGGGAUGAUGCCUGGCCCGACAGCAGUAGAUGUGAAAAAGACCUUGGAGUCCUCGUUUACAACAAGUUAAACAUGAGCCAACAAUGUGAUGCGGCUGUUAAAAAAGCCAAUGGGUUUCUGUCCUGCAUCAAUAGGAGUAUAGCGUCUGGACUGAAGACUUUAAUUUUCCUAUAAGUUAAUAUGGUCUUGUCUUGUGUUUAAUAAACCUCAGACUUUAUACCGAGAGAGCCCUGGAACAGGAGACCACCAGCCUUGCUUUGUGUGUACUUAUCCCUGCGUAGAGUGAAACCCUUUCUGGAUAUGAGACUGUUUAAUCCCACCUUUGGCAAAGGGUCCAUCAGGAUACACAGCAUAUCUCCUUAAAUGUAGAGAAUAGAGGACAAAGAAUGAUGACAAUGAUCGAUGAAGAUUCAUGAAUCCAUUGAGAUGGACACAUUAACUAAAUUGAUGAAGUAUAGAACAGCAUUGAAAGGAAACAGAGUAAAUAGAGAUAGAAAUCAUAUAGUGGGUGAGAGUUUUGUAGACUAGUGUCAGUUUUGUUCUAAUUGUGCAGGUGUGUGUCCUUGCUCCCUUUAUAUUUGUUAAAUAGUCCUUUUUCCAAAAAAAUGUAUCAAAAUUAUUAUUUGUGUAAAAAUAUUGUUUUUAAAUACCAAAAUUGUAAUUUGUUUAAAUGGGCUUGGGUAUGUUUUUCUUUUUGUCUUUGAAUAAAUAUUGUUUUUUAAAACGAGUGUGAUACA